CGCCUGGUCGCGCGUGCGCAGAAAGGCCGUUGGUAAAGGCUGCGUCGGGAGUCGCAGGCGGCCAGGUAGAGAGGAACCAAAACUGUAUGGAAUGAAGGCAAGCAGUGAGUUACUCUGUUUCAGGCUAUACUAGUUGAAAGUUGCCCUGGGCUGGCCAUGGCUACAGCUUCUCAACUGAAUCUGGAUGCUCUUCGGGAAGUGCUAGAAUGCCCCAUCUGCCUUGAAUCCUUCACUGAAGAGGUUUUACGCCCCAAGCUCCUUCAUUGUGGCCAUACCGUCUGCCGGCACUGUCUGGAGAAAUUAUUAGCAAGCAGUAUCAAUGGUGUCCGCUGCCCCUUCUGUAGCAAGGUUACACGCAUCACCAACUUAUCCUUGCUGGCAGACAACCUGACCAUCCUGAAGAUCAUUGACACAGCCGGGCUGAACGAAGCCAUGUCACUGUUGAUGUGUCGGACCUGUGGGCGGAGACUACCCAGACAGUUCUGCAAGAGCUGUGGCAUGUUGCUUUGUGAGCCCUGUAGGACAGCAAAGCACCCAUUGCCCAAACACAGUGUGCUCCCCAUCAAGGAGGCAGCUGAGGAGCGGCGGCGUCACUUUGGUGAGAAGCUUGCUCAGCUGAGGGAGAUGGUCAAAGAAUUGCAACUGCGGAAGCAGACCCUUGAAAGGGUCUCCAAAGACUUGCAGGGCCGCUACAAGGCAGUUCUGCAGGAAUAUGGGCGGGAAGAACGGCGGAUCCAUCAGGAGCUAGCACGCUCACGCAAGUUCUUCACGGGAUCCCUGGCGGAGGUGGAAAAGGCCAAUAGCCAAGUGAUGGAGGAACAGGGAUACUUGCUAAAUAUUGCAGAAGUACAGGCUGUGUCUCGUUGUGACUACUUCCUGGCCAAGCUCAAACAGGCAGAUGUGGCUAUUUUGGAAGAGUUAGCUGAUGAGGAGGAACCAGAGCUGACAGCCAACCUGCCCCAGGAAUUGACCUUACAGGAUGUAGAGCUCCUCAAGAUGGGUCAUGUUGGCCCACUCCAGAUUGGCCAGGCAGUUAAGAAGCCCCGGACAGUCAAUGUAGAUGAACCCUGGAUUGAGGAGGUUGACACCACCUCCAUGACAAUCCCGGAGAUGGAUGGGAGCUCAGAUGACAUGACCCCUAGUCCUCGGUCUUCACCUUCUCGUCAGCGAAAGUCUGAGGCAGCUGCCAGCAUACAACAAUGCCACUUUAUCAAGAAGAUGGGUGCUAAGGGCAGCACACCAGGCAUGUUCAACCUGCCUGUCAGCCUCCAUGUCACCAAUCAGGGUGAAGUGCUGGUAGCUGAUCGAGGCAAUUUCCGUAUACAGGUCUUCUCCCGCAAGGGCUUCCUGAAGGAGAUUCGGCGCAGUCCUAGUGGCAUCGACAGCUUUGUGCUCAGUUUCCUUGGGGCUGAUCUGCCCAAUCUGACCCCACUGUCAGUGGCCAUGAACUGCCAAGGAUUGAUUGGUGUGACUGACAGCUAUGACAACUCUGUCAAAGUGUAUACUUUAGAAGGCCACUGUAUUGCUUGCCACCGGAGUCAGCUGAGCAAGCCCUGGGGCAUUACUGCACUACCCUCAGGACAGUUUGUGGUCACCGAUGUGGAGGGAGGCAAACUGUGGUGUUUUACCGUUGACCGAUCAGCUGGAGUGGUCAAGUUCAAUUGUCUCUGUGGCGCUGUUCGGCCCAAGUUUGUUACCUGUGAUGCUGAAGGCACUAUUUAUUUCACCCAGGGUCUGGGCCUCAACCUGGAGAACCGACAGAUUGAGCACCACCUUGAGGGUGGUUUCUCCAUUGGUUCUGUGGGCCCCGAUGGGCAGCUAGGCCGUCAGAUCAGCCACUUUUUCUCUGAGAAUGAAGAUUUCCGCUGUAUUGCUGGUAUGUGUGUGGAUGCUCGUGGGGACCUCAUUGUUGCUGAUAGCAGCCGAAAGGAGAUUCUUCACUUCCCCAAGGGUGGUGGCUAUAAUGUUCUUAUCCGGGAGGGACUCAUUUGUCCUGUAGAUAUUGCUCUUACUCCUAAAGGGCAGCUGCUGGUACUAGAUUGUUGGGAUCACUGCAUCAAGAUCUACAGUUACCACUUAAGAAGAUACUCUACGCCUUAAAGGGAGCUGGCGUUCUCCACCAUAGCCAUCCUUUCUCCUAAUAAAUCUGUGGGUGUCUUUAAUGCCAUAGAUUAGUUUUGUGUCCUGAUCCUAGCUGGGUAAGUAUAGAAUGCAAGUGUCAGUGUUUAGAAGUCCUGUACUUUAGUUUGCCUCUAAGAAUAGAGCUUUAAAGGAUCAGCUGGCAUUGAAGAUGUGGGACAGUUAGCUGUACUCUGAUUAGCCACCAGGCCCCUCCAAGACUUCGCCAGUUUUAAUCAUCAUAGAGACUAAAGAAUGUCUUACCAGCAAAUCCUCAUUGAUUUUCCUGUUUCUCUUUUGGAUCCUUGGCUUGUUGGCUUGUUUCCACAUACAUUCUGCCUGCCAACAAAGGGUUCUCUGCACUGCUGACUGAUCUGCAUGCUGUACUGGGACCUGCUCCCCCAGCUCCUUAUGGCUCUUCAGUAGCAUUUCAGAUGUAUCCCAGUAGUACUGCCACCGAGUUCACUCACCUUUACUAAUGUGAAACAAGUCCAGUGCUCCCCAAGAAGAUACCUUGGAAGGCUAUUUUCUGCAGACCAGAAUAUUUUAAAUAUCUUAACCACCAGGGUUUAGGGGUGAUUGAGAAUGGAAUGACUUUGUGGACCAUUACAGAAUUCUAAAUUGAAAGCUGAUUGUCUGUUAAAGGGAUUUGUGUUUUGAAACUUUGCCAAAGUAAAAAAAAAAUGGAAUCAAUAAUAACAUUAACAAAUAAUAAGUUUAUUCAUACUCUUCAAGAUGCUGUAGUUUGGCCCACCAUUAUUCAUGAUCAACUUCCAUGGGUCUACUCACUUGUCUAAGAGUUUGUAAAACAAGGCCAAGGGGUGGGAGUGGAUUGAGAAUCAUUAUCAUUAUUGGAAAACUCUUUGGUGGGUGCUUAGCCUGCAUUUUCCCAAUGGAGUGUAAAAUAUUCAGUUUCAGGAUUUAUUUCUAUUCCUUUGUUAAGCAUUAAAUAAUUGAUGGCA
Phascolarctos cinereus (koala) is the source of this 3080-nucleotide messenger RNA. It is a transcript of the gene TRIM32, whose product is annotated as tripartite motif containing 32. The record is from RefSeq and is a predicted model, not a curated record. NCBI's taxonomy places the organism in Eukaryota, Metazoa, Chordata, Mammalia, Diprotodontia, Phascolarctidae. Gene Ontology annotation, cellular component: cytoplasm. Gene Ontology annotation, molecular function: protein binding; zinc ion binding.